Molecule: messenger RNA, 3131 nt
Organism: Corythoichthys intestinalis (scribbled pipefish)
Lineage: Eukaryota; Metazoa; Chordata; Actinopteri; Syngnathiformes; Syngnathidae
Product: atrial natriuretic peptide-converting enzyme-like
Exons: 14
Coding region: 192-2330 (712 amino acids)
Biological process (GO): non-canonical Wnt signaling pathway; canonical Wnt signaling pathway
Cellular component (GO): plasma membrane
Molecular function (GO): Wnt-protein binding; Wnt receptor activity
Source: RefSeq, a predicted model, not a curated record
AAAGUUUGACUACACUUCACCAGGAAAGAGUGUGAAAAUGAAAGGUUACGACGGGACUCCCCUUGUACAAACACACAUGCAUGAUGCCUAGCAGAUGUUGCAAGCAGGUUGAAGUCCACUGACACAGAAGCUGUUUUCUGGUAUCGAACAACAUUGAAGUAGACUUUGUAUUCACUAGCACAGAAACAACCAUGUUGCGUUGCUUCCUCGUGGUGCUGGUUUUUCUGCCAUCUUGGACUCGCGGUGCCAAAGACGAUCGCCCGAGCUGCCGACCGAUAACCGCCACCUUCUGCCGAAAUGUGGGUUACACCACCAGCCGGUACCCGACCGGCGUCCAGGGUGUCAACGUGCAGCAGCUGAGUCAGAUCGUGGAGACGGCGUGCUCGCCGAACAUCGCCACGCUUGUCUGUCGCGUGGCCUUCCCGGAGUGCUCGAACGACGACAAUCGCGUAAAGCCGUGCAGGGCCAUGUGCAAUAAGGCCAAGAGCGAGUGCGACGCCGCCCUCAAAGCCAAGCGCCUGGUCUGGCCUACCAAGCUGCAGUGCGACACGUUGCCUGAAUCGAACUGCGUGCAGACCCCAGCGAGUCCACUGACUCCAGUGAUGCCCGAAGACCAAUCUCCUCAUCUUCAUCGCCGCCCCCAGUCCUCGUCUGCCACACCAGCGCAGGGGGUCCUCCUUCUAAAUACCGUUCUGCAGCCUCUUCACAGCAGCAGCCUGUACCACAGCCGGUCCAGCCAAGCUUUCCCUGUUCACCUUCCUGACCGCCUCGGAGCUCAACAACCACCAACAACUUCAUCAUGUCAACCCAUCACAAUCCCCCUAUGCCAAGGCAUCUCAUACACCCAGACUAUCAUGCCCAACUCUUUAGGCCACACGUCACAGGAAGACGCCGGCCUGGAGGUGCACCAGUUCUACCCGCUGGUCAAGGUUCAGUGUUCGCCUCAGCUGAAGCCUUUCCUGUGCUCCGUCUUCGUUCCCGAGUGCCGGGCGGGAAUCGUUCGUUCUCCGUGCAAAACUCAGUGCGAGCAGGCCCGCGCCGGAUGCGAGUCCUUGAUGAACAAGUUUGGCUUCUCAUGGCCGGACAAGCUGAAUUGUGAGAAUUUUUCCAUGUAUUCCUGUGAGCAGGAUCCCAGAAACGUUUCCGAAACGACCGUUUCAGGCACGUGCGAGCGCAUUACGGAACCUCUCUGUACAGAUCUCCAGUACAGCCAAACCGUCCUGCCCAACGUCCUAGGCCACAAAAACCAAGAGGAAGUCGGCGUACAAGUUAGCUCGUACUACUCGCUGAUCAACUUGGCGUGCUCGCCCCACCUCAAGACUUUCCUUUGUUCAGUCUUAACGCCUGAGUGUAAGGCGGGAAAAGCCAGAACACCGUGCAGGACCUUGUGCGAGCUGGUGCGGUCCAGCUGUGUACCUACGCUGAGGGAUUUAGGCUACUCUUGGCCUGAGUCGCUCAAGUGCGACGCUUUCAGCACCGCGUCGUGCCAGCACUUUGGCAUGGCAGAGGGCGGCGGCAUUUGCGAGCCCCUCAGCAUCUCUAUGUGCCAAGGCCUGUCCUACAACCAGACGAUAAUGCCCAACCAACUUGGCCACACCAGCCAGCGAGAUGCUUCCGUUAAGCUGUCCUUCUUCGAGACCUUCGCCAAGUCCGCUUGCUCGUACGACAUCCGGCCUUUCCUGUGCGCUGCCUACGCCCCGCGCUGCUCCCAGGGCCGGAUACGGAGACCCUGUCGGAGUUUUUGCCAGACCGCCCGCGACCACUGCGAGGCCCGUUUGGGUCACUACGGCAUAUCCUGGCCGCGGGAGCUGCGCUGCGAGGCCUUCCCAGUGCGCGACUGCGUCACCGAAGACAACAGGUCAGAGAUGCUGGAUGCUAAUGGCAUAGUCGCCGCCCUGCUGGCUGGAGGCCACUCAGUUCGAGGAAAAUCGCUGACUAUCAGGACCGCACGCUUGCUGCUGAAACUCGCAGAUGCAGACCAAUCAGGGGACCUGGACAUGUUGGAGUACUUCAAACUGGAUCACUACGUAGCGGCCGCCAGACGGGAAUAUGUGGAUACCUACGAAAGGAGGCAGCCUCAUUCUUUUACUCAGGCGAAUAUGAACGAGGCAUUGGCUGUGAGGGGGUUUGAACUAGAAAGGGACAGCUUGAUUACACUGUGGUUGGAGUACAGCAACCAAGGAAAGCUCGAGUACGACGAAUUCAUCGCUCUAUUGACAAGAUUGCAGAUCCUUAAAGAUAGUUUCCACGCUAACCUUCUCAAUUUGCCGUGCGACUGCAAAGUGGCCAGCUUCUCUUUCAAGCAGUUCAUGAAGUCCGCCGUCGUCUGAAGAUCAGCUGGAACCAACAAAUUUAGUAAUAGCACCUUUGGAUUUUUUUUCAAAACUAUUUUAAAAAAAUCUAGAUAUGUGUAUAUAUAGAUUAUAAACAUGUUGAAAUACAUUGAAAGCGCACAAUAGUGCUGUACGAUAUGACAAUAUUAAUAGCCAAAACAUUAUGUUUUUGAAAUUUAACAUGUCUAUUGUUACUGUCGCCCUAAAUAGACCUGUUUCAGCAAUGUACAUUCUGUUCCACAGAGGGCGCCCUUGCUGUUACUGUUACUUUUUAGCCCUUAAAAAAAUAAAAAUUAAUCAAAAACCCGAUCCUUUCCACCCGAUUCCGAUCCUCUGAAAAAUGGCGCGAUCAUCCCGACUUGAUCUGAUCGGGGACAACCCUAAAACUGCUACUUCUGUAUGUCCUGGAUAGUUUUAGGUUGCAGUGCAACGCGUUACAUUCAACAAUGGUGGCAGGUCAAUUUAAAGUCAAUUCAAAAAUUGAGUAGGAGAUACAUUGCCAUAAUUCUCGAAAUUUAUUAUACCGUAAGAUAUCAAAAUCAUGAUAUAAAAAUGGCCCAUAUCUUUAUUUUUCUUUUUUUUUUUUUUUUUUUUUUCCAUAUCGCACAGCACUAGUACACAAGCGUUAAUGUCAAUGAAGAGUAAAAAAUAGUGGUAACUUAGGCAAAUAUUGAUUUCACAGCUGAACUACCAAAGUCAAAUAUUUCUGUUUUUGAACUUUGAAAGUUCCGCUGUAAUGUAAUUGGAAUAAAAAUGAGUCUACGCAUUAAAAAAAAUAAAAAGAUGUCUUGUUCCUCA